UCGAGACUCAACUUCCGGGGCCAGCUGUGCAUUUGUUUCCGCGGGCCUUGCUUGGAUCAUUCGCAACGCCAGACAAAUCCGGCCGAGCAAGUUCAUCUUUCCACAUCCUCCCUCUCCACGAUAAAACCAUGUCGGCCGCCGCCGUCUCCUACAAGGAACGGCAGUUCCUUGCUGUCAUCGGCGAUGAAGACUCCGUAACUGGACUACUCCUCGCGGGUAUCGGUCACGUCACAGAUGGGCCGGACGCGCAACGAAACUUUCUUGUGGUAGACUCGAAGACGGAAACCUCUGCUAUCGAAAAAGCAUUCCACAGCUUCACGCAGGAGCGACAGGACAUCGCCGUCCUGCUCAUCAACCAACAUAUCGCGGAGCGCAUCCGCCACGCCGUCGAUUCAUAUGCCGAGGCUUUCCCCGCGGUCCUCGAGAUCCCCAGCAAGGACCAUCCUUACGAUCCCGAGAAGGAUAGCGUGUUGAAGCGGGUGCGCCGACUCUUUGGAGAGUAAAUCAGGGACAGGAGGGACUGGAGGUUGUCCACUAGGCACAAUCAAUACAAGACUGGAUUUUCGGCCGACCGUGCUGCAUACGCUUCCACUACUAUCUGUUGCUCCUUUACCUGGUCGCUCCCGCACUGUUAUGGAGAACGAAUGGCCCCAGAGCGGGAGAAAGAUACCCAUGAUAUUUGUUCAUAGAAUUACACCUCAUCUGUCAAUGUUGCAAGAGCGUUGCUGAUAUUCGGAACCGGUCUAAUGGUAUUAGUUUUCUAAACUCUGACUAUGGGGUCUAGCAGUUUGAUCUUUGAUACACUAGCGGACAAAGUCUCCUCAUUUGAUCUUGGUACACAUGCUAUUAGUACUAUGGUGACAGGAGGCCCAACAGUGAAC
Messenger RNA from Aspergillus japonicus CBS 114.51, 881 nucleotides. RefSeq names its product H(+)-transporting V1 sector ATPase subunit F. The coding region runs from base 129 to 503 and encodes 124 amino acids. Gene Ontology annotation, molecular function: proton-transporting ATPase activity, rotational mechanism. The record is from RefSeq and is a predicted model, not a curated record. Gene Ontology annotation, cellular component: fungal-type vacuole membrane; proton-transporting V-type ATPase, V1 domain. Lineage: Eukaryota; Fungi; Ascomycota; Eurotiomycetes; Eurotiales; Aspergillaceae. The transcript has 5 exons. Gene Ontology annotation, biological process: proton transmembrane transport.